Messenger RNA from Achroia grisella, 2771 nucleotides. It is a transcript of the gene slou, whose product is annotated as homeobox protein slou-like. The record is from RefSeq and is a predicted model, not a curated record. Gene Ontology annotation, cellular component: nucleus. The transcript is spliced from 3 exons. The coding region runs from base 325 to 1191 and encodes 288 amino acids. Gene Ontology annotation, biological process: regulation of transcription by RNA polymerase II; cell differentiation. Gene Ontology annotation, molecular function: DNA-binding transcription factor activity, RNA polymerase II-specific; RNA polymerase II cis-regulatory region sequence-specific DNA binding. Lineage: Eukaryota; Metazoa; Arthropoda; Insecta; Lepidoptera; Pyralidae.
CUGUUGGGUGCAGGCAGACGUGACACCUCGGAUUACAGUGCAUACUGUCGAACGACUGAAAACGCGGACUGAUUACCUGUGUUCAUGUAUGAUUUACGACAAUUAACAUUUAAUAAUUUUUAGACCGCAAUAUUAAAUAAUAAGAAAAAAGUACACAAGCAAACACCGGUGCAGUGACAGUGAUAUUUACAAAAACAUUUAAACUAAAUUAAGUACAUUUCAAACUUUUAUAAUGACAGUGAUAUAAUGCUGAACUCUUUGAGUAUGUCAUUAAGUAAGAACCAUUGACGUCUUUAACGUAAUUCUCAUAAAAUAGGCCUUGAUAUGACGAUGCUUGCAAUGGCGCGAGGUUCUGAGGAGCGUCGUGACGAUGCCGAAACCGAAACAGAGGCCGAAGCAGAGGCCAACGGUGAAGUGGAUGUAGUGGGGGUCGAAGAGGCCGCUCCUGUAGAUUUAACGAGAAGAUUAGGAUUAACGAGACCCCCCGAACGGUCAGCAAUAGCCUUUUCUGUAGAGAAUAUAUUAGAUCCAAAUAAGUUCACUGGCAGAUCUGAAGUGCCUCUGCGUUACGAUGAGCAGUACUGGAGGCCGCAUUAUGAUAGGGAUGACAGUGAUUCCGUUAAAGACCAUCUUCAACAUUCGGAUCUUGAAGCCGAUGAUGUGGAAACCGAUGAUCAAACAUCCAACAUGGACGACGACAUCCUUACACAAUCAGACCUCGACGAGAACGGAGAUCCCAAAAGUCCAACAAGUUCUAGUUCUAAGAAAGGAAAAAGCAGUUCUUCAAGAGACUCCAAGGGAGGAACAAAGCCCAGAAGGGCAAGAACAGCGUUCACAUAUGAACAACUAGUUUCUUUGGAGAAUAAGUUUAAAACGACGAGAUAUCUGUCAGUAUGCGAGAGGCUCAAUUUGGCACUAAGUUUAAGUUUAACAGAGACCCAGGUCAAAAUCUGGUUUCAAAAUCGCCGAACAAAAUGGAAAAAGCAGAAUCCUGGGAUGGAUGUCAACAGUCCAACAGUACCGCCGCCCCCAGCCGGGGGCUUCCCAUCAGGCCCUUACCCUGGGGGCUUGCUAUAUUCCCACGGGGUUCCAUACCCCUUCACCGGACCUGGACCUUACGCGCCUUACUUUCACCAUUUGGCUGCAAACCAUCACCACACACAUGGCAGUCUCGGACACUCGCACACGUGAUUAUGGCAACGGCCUGGUGACACCCGGGUCGAUAAGGAGAAUGACAGUAACUGUGGUGUUUCCAAUUGACCUAUGAAACUUUGUGAUUAUAAGUGCGGUUAACAGUAGGUACAGUAAUGCCCUGAUCAUAAAUCUGAUAGCUGUGAAAUAUCAGCAGGGUUACUUUGUGCGAGCUGUUGAUAUUCGUGACGUGAUAGAGGUAAUAGCAAUAUAAUACAAAAAAUAUCGCCAAUUUUUGUUGUUUAUAGUGCUGACGUUUUGGUAUGUUAAAAAUUGUAACAAAGUCCGUAUUUGAUUCAUGGCAUUGCCAUGCACACACAACCUUGCCUAAUUUAUAUGUUAUUUUAUGAUUUAUUUUAUAUAUCUUUGUCAGAAACUCAAAUAAUAUUAAUUUUUAACACACUGCAUGUAAAAUUUAUGUCAGUUGACUGCAAUGGUUUAUACGAAAUUUUCUAUGGAUCAAAACUAAUAAUUCCCUAUUUACCUACCUGUUACUCGUUUAUAAUAGGUACAGGUAAUUAAUAAUAAUUCACACACAUUGAAUCAAUAUGAGUCAAAGUUGUAUCUGUAAAUGAAUCCAUUAUCUUGCAAUAAACUUUUUUUUAUAAAUACGCAAAUUAAUAUUGUAAAUUUUGUAAAUAAUAUUUAAGUGAACCCUGUAUAUUUGUGUGUAAAUAAUAUCUGCGUAGACUUAAGUAGUUUAGUAUAGAUCAAUAAUGUUUUUAUUUAAGUGCUGCUAUUGUGCCAAAAUGUUAUUAUCUAUUAAUAAUUUACAUAGAGUAGAAAUCGAAAAUGUAUUUGAUCAAUUUUAAAUGCACGCUCGUUAUAAUUGCAAUAUCUGACAAAAUAAACAAUAAAAAUGUACAAUUAUGUUAAACUAUCUAUACACGAUACUAAAAUUAGAGGCAAUAUUAUCAAAUAUAAUGAGAAAUCGGUCCCUGUUUCGCUACACACGUGCUUAUCUUGCAAGCUUUUAGGUUGCUAAUCCACUACUAUUACGAUAUUACCCUGAUUUUAGUAACGUGUGUAUCAUCGUAUCGUCAUCUUAUAUCCAACUAAACAUUAGCUAUCAUUGAAUUUUUUAAACACACUGGAAACGUUUUUAUAGUUUGUUACGAAACUUAUAACAAAUCAUUAGAAUUGAUUUAACAUAUUUUUUAAAACUGUAAAUAACGGUUAUAACUUAUAACCCCCCUGGCCUAUGUUCGAAAUUUGUUUGAAAGUAUAAAAUUCAUUCCAAAUAUUAGCAAUGGUAUAAUUAAAUUCAUCGUGUAUCUCAUUCUCUAUCCUAAAACCUGAAAAAUAGUGAUACAGGCUACGGCUUACCACAUUUGAAAUAUCCGAGUAAUAUUAAAAUUUAACUAUAUGCAUCAUAAACGAUAUAAUUGUAUAAUAAACAUUAAAUUAUUUCUAAACAUUUUUUAAUUUGGAAUGGAUUUUAUAGACUUAAAUGUUGUCAAUACUAAAUACAAUAUAAUUACAAAUGUUUCGGUUAUAAAUAUUAUUUAUGACUUGAUCAGAAAUCUGUCGUGUCAUGGUAAGUUGCCGCUCAAUGCUGUAAAUAAAUGUAGCACGGUGAA